UAGCUUUCUUAAUAUCUCACUUUAGAUAUCAUCGAGAAAGAGAAAGAGAGAUAGAGAGAUAAAUGGUGAAGGCACGUACCGUGGGUGUGGGAAUGGACUAUUCUCCGACGAGCAAAUCGGCUCUUCGGUGGACGGCGGAGAAUCUCCUUGACGAUGGAGACACCAUCAUCUUGAUUCAUGUUCAACCCCAAAACGCUGAGCACACCCGCAAAAUCCUCUUUGAGGAAACCGGUUCACCGUUGAUUCCUCUGGAGGAAUUUAGAGAGGUUAAUUUCUCUAAACAGUAUGGACUUGCUUAUGAUCCGGAGGUUCUUGAUGUUCUUGAUACUCUCUCUAGGGCAAAGAAGGUGAAGGUGGUGGCAAAAGUGUAUUGGGGAGAUCCAAGAGAGAAACUUUGCGAUGCCGUCGAAAAUCUAAAACUCGAUUCCAUUAUUCUUGGCAGUCGAGGCUUGGGUCCUCUCAAAAGGUAAUCCAUUCUUCUUCUUGUAGCUUGAAUUGGUUUCCGAUUUUCAUUAUAUAGAGGAAGUAGAAACCUAUAAACUAAGAACUGAAUCUGCUUUUUUCUGGUGUAGUUGAUUUGAUUUAUAUUUUAAUUAAUAGUUACUUCCUUUACUGUUUUUUUUUCAGAAUAUAUGUUUUUUUGAAACUUUUGUGUUUUUGUUUUCCUUGGUGUCUGCUGGCUCUUUUUAGGUAAUCUCUAUAAUAUUAUUUGAGAAGUCAGUUUCUUAUGUGUCGCGCUCACGUUAAUUCCCACGAUGGUUGAUUACACGAAUACCCUUAAUGAAUUAAUCAUAUCUAUACCAAAUUAUCAUUACUAAAAAUUGUUUAGUUUCCUUUUUAUUAAUAAAGCUUUAAUUAUCCUUUUUAUUAUAGUUUAUUUAUUUUAUCAACCCAUAUAUAAUAAAAAGGAAAUAUCUACAAAAUAUAUAGAUUUUUUAAUACAAAAA
Molecule: messenger RNA, 947 nt
Organism: Raphanus sativus (radish)
Lineage: Eukaryota; Viridiplantae; Streptophyta; Magnoliopsida; Brassicales; Brassicaceae
Product: universal stress protein PHOS32-like
Exons: 3
Coding region: 63-470 (135 amino acids)
Source: RefSeq, a predicted model, not a curated record